Anopheles nili is the source of this 757-nucleotide messenger RNA. It is a transcript of the gene SdhD, whose product is annotated as succinate dehydrogenase [ubiquinone] cytochrome b small subunit, mitochondrial. Gene Ontology annotation, molecular function: heme binding; ubiquinone binding. Lineage: Eukaryota; Metazoa; Arthropoda; Insecta; Diptera; Culicidae. Bases 104 to 622 code for a protein of 172 amino acids. The transcript has 3 exons. Gene Ontology annotation, biological process: tricarboxylic acid cycle; mitochondrial electron transport, succinate to ubiquinone. Gene Ontology annotation, cellular component: membrane; mitochondrial envelope. The record is from RefSeq and is a predicted model, not a curated record.
ACUACCUUGAAUCGAACUUCGUUGCAUUUGUUUUGCUCUAGUUCGUAACUCCGAUCGACUUCGCGAAAAGCCUGCCAACGACGUUAGAGCGAUUACUUCAACAAUGGCAAACUGCAUGCUACGUAGUUCUCUGUCCAAGCCAGCCAUGGCUUUCGCUCGUUCUCUCGUCGCUGGCCAGGCUGUCGCUAGAGCGCCAUUUUUCUCAGCUACAUUACUAACUCCAGCACGUAAACCGCAAGUAUUCUCUACCACAGUGCGAAACUUCACCGUUUCUCCUGUGCGCUGUUCCAGUGGCGGGAGCCAUGUAACGCUAUGGAAUGCUGAGCGAGCCCUAUCACUGGCCCUUCUUGGAGUAGUUCCAGUGGGUCUUAUGUUUCCUUCCCAAGUUGGUGACACUUUGAUCGCUGUUAGCGUCGUUAUGCAUCAGCAUUGGGGGUUGGAAGCCAUCGUAACCGACUACGUCAGGCCGAUUCUGUUUGGGACCACUGUCCCGAAGAUGGCCCAUGGUUUGUUGCUUGUCGUGUCUGCCGCCACCCUUGGAGGACUGUUUUACUUUAACUAUAACGACAUCGGCAUUGCGGGUUUCGUGAGAAAAAUCUGGGCAACCAAGGCUAAAGAAUAGAAGACAGGCCUCUUGUACAGAUGUAUGGACAAUAGUUCGUUAAAUUAUUGAAAACCAAAUUUAUUGUAAAAUAGGUCUCAGCAACCCCUUUCUGGGUCGUCAACUUGCGAGACGCACUGCUAAAUAAAACAUCCU